UAUUAAAAUUUGUGAAACUUACAUAAUAUAAUUAUACACAAUUUAUAUUUUAAAUAUAACAUGUUUUCCAUAAUACAUUAUUCUUCGCUGGAGACACAUCGAUUCGGUGCAGUCCGAAACCAAACCUGCUUUUUCGUUAUUUAGUCGUUUUUUCACAUUUAAGUUUUUUCUUUUGUAACUUAGAUUUUUGGCUGACAACAAUAUUAUCUUAUUUAUGCAAUAGUUCAUGUGAUUGUUAUAAACUAAACACGGGAGUUUGCCUUCGAUGACUGUGGGGAUUAUUUCACGAGCAUCUGGCGCCCCGGUCGGUCGGUCAGUCAGUGAGGCGGCUGCUAUUCUUCAUACACAUAUACACACACACAGAGACACACGGGUCUGAAUGGUGAAAGGAAGGUAAAACCCGGCCACAAAAUCGCCUUUUACAGCGGAAUGUUCACUCGAAGGGGUUAUGGAGACGUCAAGAAAUCUACACAGAAAGUUCUGGACCCAAAGAAGGAUGUUUUCACGCGCUUGAAGCAUCUGCGCGCGCUGUUAGAUAAUACUGAGAGGAGUGAACUGAAGGCAUUUUUUGAAACCAACUGCUCGCAGAUUUAUUUUAUCUUCUAUGAAAAUUUCAUUACACUGGAAAGUAACUUAAAACAAAAAGGGAACAAAUCUCAACGGGAGGAGCUGGACUCUAUCCUCUUUAUUUUUGAAAAAAUUCUGCAACUUCUACCUGAGAAAAUCAACAGUCGAUGGCAGUUUCACAGUAUAGGUUCGAUUCUCAAAAAGCUUUUGCACACUGGAAACUCAUUCAAGAUCCGCUGCGAGGGCAUGCGUCUGUUCCUGCUCUGGCUGCAGGCUCUGCAGAACAACUGUGCCGAAGAGCAGCUCCUCAUCUUCGCCUGUCUGAUCCCAGGAUUCCCUGCUGUACCCUCAUCCAGAGGACCCUGCACACUGGACACCAUCAUAUACAACCCCUUUUCCAACCCCCCUGAUGCUAAGAUCGCAGCAGAAGAGAUCACCCCACUGGUGCCUGCCGUUCCAGGAGAGAAAGUGACAGACGACCACAUCUGCUCCAUCCUCCAGAUCAUCCUGAAGGUCAUGGUUGUCCAGGCCUCCAGCUUGGAGUGGAAAAGCAAAGAGAACCAAGACACAGGCUUCAGGUUUCUGUUCUCGCUGUUCAAGAAGUACUACCUGUCUCACCUUUUCCCCUCCUUCACAAAACACACCAAUCUCUACAAACCACAGUUAGAUCUUCCCAUAAACAGACCAAAGCCUCUUUACGUCCCCGUGACGCGUAACAACGAGAGCACAUACUGCACCAGGGACCAGUACCUGGCUCCCCGCGUGGCCUUCAUCACGUGGCUCGUGAACUUCUUCCUGGAGAAGAAGUAUGUGAGCUCAAACACGAGCAGUUCGAAGAAUGGAGGAGAGGUGCUUCCUAAACUCAUCCAGACUGUGACUGCGGGCGGCAUCAGUCAGGAGAAGAGCUCUGAUUCUGAACUCAACGGUCCUGUGGAUCAGGACAAGAGUCACUCAAAUAGCAGCACGCUGUCAGAUCGCAGGGGCAGUAACUCCAGUCUGUGUAGCAUUGAGGAGGAACAUCGAACCGUCUACGACAUGGUGCAGUCCAUCCUGCUGUCCACCAGAGACAAUGUCAAUUUCGUCAAUGAGGUCUUCCAUCAGGCAUUCCUCCUGCCGUCAUGUGAAGCUUCAGCCACCCGCAAGGUGAUCAAAGUUUACAGAAAGUGGUUCCUGCAGGAGAAGCCCACUUUCAUGAAUGAGCCCGAGAGCAGAACCCAGGAGGAAGACAGCGAGGAAGAACAGCUCGUCUCUGAGACAGACAGCGCACAGAUUCAUGCCAUCGAGACUCACGGACACAAACGAUCAUCCAGCUGGGGGCGCACUUACUCGUUCAGCAGCGCCAUCAGCAGAGGUUGUCUGACUGCAGAACAGAACCACAAUGUGAAGGCCGGCAUUCAGCCCACCCUGCAGGUGUUCCUGACCAACUCUGCUAACGUGUUCCUAUUGGAGCCAUGUCAGGAUGUGCCGAAGCUGAUGGACAACCAGCUGGAGGUGUGCAAAGGAGUGCUCAGCGUGUACCGCCACAUCAUCAUGGAGCAGAACAUGGACCGUCAGACCUGGGAGCAGUUGCUGCAGGUGCUGCUGAGGAUCACAGAAGCGGUGAUGAAGAGACCGCAGGAGAGCCAAAGAAAAGAUGUGUUUGCACACAGCCUGGCCAGCAUCCUCUUCAAAACGAUCUUCGUGGCAUGGGUGCGGGCCAACCUGGCGGUGUUCAUCUCCCGUGAGCUGUGGGAUGAGCUGCUGGCUUUGCUGUCGUCUCUCAGCCACUGGGAGGAGCUGGUGUUCGAGUGGGCCAACAUCAUGGACUCUCUCACUGCCGUACUGGCACGAUACGUCUACGGUCUGGACCUGCACAACCUGCCGCUGGACAAACUCUCAGAGCAGAAGGAAAAGAAGCAGCGCGGCCGGGGAGUGAUGCAGGACUCUCAGAAGUCUUCGGAUAGUAGUCGCAUGUUCUCUUUGGGCUGGAGGCACUCUGGAGAUCAGAUGGGAGCUCAGGAGCCCAUGAGAUUCCGCAGCGCCACAACCACUGGAGCUCCGGCCGUUGAGAAAGCCCGUAACAUCGUCCGACAGAAAGCCUCGGACGUGGAGGAGUGUCAGCUCUCUGAAUAUGAGACAGGAGAUGGAGACAGUCCCCUACCCCGCAGCAGCAGCGCUUCUGACAUCACACAGCAGAUCAACGACACGUUCCCAGGUCAGAAAAGAGAGGAGUCUCCACAGACGGGCAGAACAUCUGUGUCAGACAUCAGCUCUGCAGGGAAGAGAGAGAGUGAUGCUCCAACGAUUUUCAUCCGGAGGAGCAGCAGUCCGUCCGAUCUGGAUUAUCCAGCAGAAGGAGCUCCAGCGCUCCUGAAGCCUAAACUGCGGGAGAAGAGUGAGAGCGUGAGCAGCGAGACAUCUAACGGGUUUCUGAACGAUGCUGAUGCGGGACUGCUGUCGUGGAAUGCGACGGAGGAGGAGCCGGACUCCUCCUCUGCUCAUGACGUGAGCAUUACCGUGGAUACAGAGAGCCAGAGGAGUCUACUUCUGAGCCACACCGAAGCACUCGCAGGGUCAGAUUAUGCGGCCCCUCCUUACUGUCCACCAGUGUCUCCAGCUCUUCUCCUGCCUCACGGCUACUGUGAGGGCCCUCAGCUCCUGGAGGAUGCCAUGAACAUGCCUCACCUUCUGGACAGCAGCGAGUUUCUGGCGGACGACAUCAGCAUCAUCGCCGGUGGCAGUUUGACCGGAUGGCACCCCGACUCCGCCUUCGUCCUCUGGAGGCGAACCCUGGGGAUUCUGGGCGACAUUAACAGCAUCCGCUGUGCCCGUAUCCAUGCCAAGGUCUUCAGUUAUCUUUAUGAGCUCUGGCACAAGCUGGCCAAGAUCAGAGAUAACCUCGGGAUCAGAGUGGACACGGAGACAGCCAUGCCCAGACCGUUGUUCAUCCCACCUCUGCGCAUGCUGGCCUCCUGGCUCUUUAAGGCUACGAUGCUGCCGUCAGAGUUCAAGGCUGAGCUGCACGCGUUUAAACUCAUCUGUGAGAUGAUGACCAAACAUCAGGACGUGCUGCCCAACAGCGACUUCCUGGUGCAUCUCUACCACGUCAUGCACAAGGGCUUCACCAACGACGAUCAGGAUGUGUUAAACACAAUGAUCAAAUGGUGCUCACCGCGCUUUUUCUUCCUGGGCCUGCCGGGCUUCACCAUGCUCGUGGGAGACUUCAUCACCGCCGCCGCCCGCGUGCUCAACAUGGACACCUUCGAGGCUCCACGGAUCGAGGCUCAGACGGUUUUGGGGUCACUGGUGUGCUUUCCUAACCUGUAUCGCCAGAUCCCCUCUUUGCAGACUCAUCCGGGAUCUGAGGACAUCAUGGUUGGCAAUGAAGACAUGAAGGACUAUCUUGUGAACAUCCUUUUGAAGACCGCCCGCAAUGAGUCGUGUGAAGGAGCCAGAUGUGUGGCUAUCUGCAGUCUGGGGCUGUGGGUGUGUGAGGAGCUAGUGCAACCCGAAACUCAUCAUCAGGUGAAAGACGCAAUCAACGUCCUGGGUGUCACUUUAAAGUUUGGAAAUAAGGUGGUGGCCAGUGUGGCCUGUGACAUCUUUCAGCUGCUGAUCUCUCAUUGGCAGCAUUUACAGAGACUGGAGUCAUCCCUUCCCAAAAGAAUUAUAGAGAUAUUUGUAGCAACCAUUGCAUUUCUUCUGCCCAGUGCGGAGCACUCAACAGUCGAGGCGGAUAAAAAGUUAAUGGUGUCCUUACUGCUGUGCCUGCUGGACUGGUGCAUGGCCGUACCCCUCUCCAUCCUCCUGGAGCCCAUCACUAUGCCCGUGCUGGACGACCCUGCCUCGCAGAAAGCCCCUCUGCUCGACUACAUUUACAGGGUGCUCCACACUUGUGUAUCAGGGUCUAACCUCCACACUCAACAGAGUCACUACCUCCUCAGUCUCGCUGACCUGUCCACAGAUUACGAGCCGUUCCUUACACUAGGCCAAGUCAAGAGUUUUGAUCCAACCCCUGUACACAAUGCCAUGGGAGACUUUGGAAAUCUGCUCACUGUGGCUGAAGAAAAGAAAAGAAGAAGCUUGGAGCUGAUUCCCCUAACUGCUCGCAUGGUAAUGACACACCUGGUCAAUCAUUUAGGACAUUAUCCUUUGAGCGGAGGCCCUGCCAUCCUAAACAGCCUGGUGAAUGAGAACCACGACAACCCUUACGUAGAGUCCUCCGAACUCUCCUCCGAAGUCUUCAAGAGCCCCAAUCUGCAGCUCUUCGUCUUCAAUGACAGCACGCUAGUCUCGUACAUGCAGAUCCCCUCCGACAAUUCAAGCACCGCUCCGGUUAAUUCAAACCCCAGAGACUACUCCUCAGAGGUCCGCAUCAUCGUUCGGGACAUCUCUGGAAAGUACUCGUGGGACGGUGGCGUUCUUUACCAGACGUUGGAAGGAGCUGCCUCGAAUUCGGCUGGCAGCAGAGAGGGGUCAUGUCACGAGACCAUCCGGCCUGCUGAUGCAUCCAAACAGAACUCCGUCCAUUCUUCAGAAGUGGAGGUGGAAGAUGGCGUGGAUGUGUUGGAUCAGCUGCUGGAAGACUUGGGAAACAGUAGCCCGGAGUGCCUGCCGCAGCCCGAGCAGAGACUCACCCAGCCGCCGUCUCCGCCCAUGGGCAUGAACCCUGAGAUGGAAGGGCUUAUUAUGGAUGCCAUCCUCACGCAGAUUCAGCAGGAGGAUGAGGAGCUGGCGAGGAGACAAAGCGAGGACUCCAGCAUCAGAGCGGCCUGUCAGAGAGAGCCCACGCACCAGGAACCCAAAUCACCCUUUUACCUUUGUAGACUCCUCCUAAAUGACCUCGGCAUGAACUCGUGGGACCGCAGGAAGAGCUUUCAUCUUCUAAAGAAGAACUCCAAGCUCUUGAGAGAGCUGAAGAAUUUGGACUCAAGACAGUGUCGAGAGACCCAUAAGAUUGCCGUCUUCUACAUUGGAGAAGGCCAAGAAGAAAAAUACUCCAUUCUGUCCAACACUGAAGGCACUCAGGCUUAUGAAGACUUUGUUUCUGGACUCGGAUGGGAGGUGGAUCUGGCCACUCACUGUGGGUUCAUGGGAGGUUUACAGAGGAACGGCAGCACGGGAAACACAGCGCCGUAUUACGCUACCUCCAACGUGGAGGUCAUCUUCCACGUGUCGACUCGCAUGCCUUCCGACUCAGAUGAUUCCAUCACUAAAAAGCUUCGUCACUUGGGAAACGACGAAGUGCACAUUGUGUGGUCGGAGCACACGCGGGACUACAGGCGAGGAAUCAUCCCCACCGACUUCGGAGACGUCCUGAUCAUCAUCUACCCGAUGAAAAACCACAUGUUCUUCAUUCAGAUCAUGAAGAAACCGCAGGUGCCGUUCUUCGGGCCUCUGUUUGACGGAGCGAUAGUGACGGGAACUUUGCUGCCAAGUCUGGUGCGGGCCACAUGCAUCAACGCCAGCAGGGCUGUGAAGUCUCGAUUGCCACUCUACCAGAGUUUUUAUGAAGAGAGGGCUCUUUACCUGGAAGCCAUCAUUCAGAAUCAUAAGGAGAACAUGACCUUUGAGGACUUUGCGGCCCAGGUCUUCUCGCCCUCUCCCAGCUACUGGCCAUCAGCAGGUGCAGGUUCCCUCAGCUACAGCACGAGCGCCGACCUCAGCGUUACUGUGACCGACUCCGGCGACCAGGUCUCGCCCACCAUGCCACGCGCCUCCAAGAACAGGGUUUCCGGGAAGAUCCGCCGCUCGGCCAGCGCCAUCAGCAAGUCCUCCAACUGAACGCUUCGGACUGCAACGUCAUUCAGCUGUGUGGAUGAAUGUAUUCAUGAACUUAUUAUAUUUUGGGUUUUCUUUCUGAGUAGCACUGAAAGACGCAACCGUCGCUCGCAAUAAUGCAUUGUAAUGCAUCACCAGUCACGUAGAAAGAUUCAGAGUCAACCAACAAAAUCACUGUUUUUGACUGUCUUACUUAACUAUGAAGAAAUCUUUUUACAAAACUGAGGCUUUGGCUAAUUUUCCUCAACCUUUUAAAUACUCUGAUAAGCUUUUUUAAUGUUUUCCUGGUUUGGUGUAUAGUAAUGCAGAAUAAAGAAAAUGUCUUAGUGUGGAACACUGAAAACUGGACCAAUGACAGCGAGUGCACUGAAUGUCCGUACCAGCACUGAAAUGUUCGUUCAUACAGAAUACUGAACCUCUUGAAGACGCGAAUCAGACUUUCCUGUAUUCUCACACAAAAAGUUUAUUAAUGCUAACGUGUAAACGGAGCGGACAAUCAGUGACAUCUUUCAAACUACAGUAGGUUGCUAUGAAAUCGUUUUUGUCUUAUGAUUUUCUUUUAAACGACUCGUUUGAUUGUUUUACGGGCUUGAUUUAUGCAACGUGUUGCAAUGGAACAGGCAUUGGUUUGUGAUCUCGUGUAAAUGUACUCUGACAUUCCGAUGUUUUUCUACGUGUUUUUUGCACUCGGCCUGUUACGUAGAUCUAUGUUUCAUUUCUUCUCUCCGUGAUUGGAUGUACUGUGCUUUGCAUUUCAGUUAAUAAUAUAUAUUUGUUUGGUGUAUAUAUGGGAGAAUGUUUUCCAUGGUAAUGUGAUGUACACCUGACUCAAUGGAGAUGAAGAUUCCGGCAGAGCCUCAGGUAAACCUGAACUCAAUGCACUGUGUGUGUACGGGGAGUUGUUAACAGUGCCUGCUUGUCCAUACUGGAGCGUGAUUGCAUUGCAUUGUUUUUUUGUUUUGUAUUGUUUUUCCUCAACUUUAAUUGUUCCGGCACUCACCGGAUGCGGAGCGCCAUCUUUUCCCUGCGAGCUGCACUGUUUUGUGUGAUACGUACAUUUCAGCGGAGUAAAUUGAAGGAGAUUGUCCGUGUUUUGUAAGAGGCGCUUCUGUUGAUUAGAUGCUGGAUAGGGGUUCUUUUCCACCUGCUUCCUCUGAAUCCCACGUGCCUCUCCGAGUGCCCUUUGCCGUACCAGCAGCAUGCCAGAGCUUCUCUCUCCGGCUCUCGCCAACGCCCCGCCACCCCCCCUCUCUGUUUCCGUAGAGACCCAUCCCGGUUGCCAUGGAUGCCAGGUGUUACAAACGCUCCACCCAAGCUGCAACAGGACACACACUACUUUGCCUUACCUGUACACGUUUCUCUUUGUUGUCUUGUGUUGCCUGUUUGUCGUGUUUGUUUGUUUGUUUGUUCGGAUAACAUAGGAAUCGUCAUCUCUGAGUCCGCUCUGAAUGAAAAACGUUGGCGAAUGUAUGCAAAUCGACAGCCCGAAUCCGAGCCACUACGCCGAUCUGUCGCGCCUCGUGCAGAUUUGAAACGGGCCGUCUGUUUUUGGGUUCAGCAUGCUGACGUAGCGCUCGCCGGCGACGUGUCUUACUGCACAUGGCCUGAUUCAAUUUUAAUGAUAAUGUUCAUCGUAGACUUGCCGUUAGCCUUGUAUAUUAUGUGUUGGGAUUUUCUUUGUUUGUUUGGGGUUUUUUCUGAAUGCUAAGAUUUCGAAGGAUAUAAAUAUAUUAAUGCCUGUAAUAUAAUCUUUGUAAAAGACCUUGAAGCUUGAAGAUUUCAUCCUGACUUGUUAACAUAUCAGACUGUUUUUAAUAGACAAAGUACUUACUUUAUCUUUACUAGAAAUGUGAAGAAAUUGAAACAUUUCAUUAAAUCGAUUUGAAAUCA
This is a messenger RNA of Triplophysa dalaica, 8217 nucleotides long. It is a transcript of the gene ralgapa2, whose product is annotated as Ral GTPase activating protein catalytic subunit alpha 2. The record is from RefSeq and is a predicted model, not a curated record. Gene Ontology annotation, cellular component: cytoplasm; nucleus. NCBI's taxonomy places the organism in Eukaryota, Metazoa, Chordata, Actinopteri, Cypriniformes, Nemacheilidae. Gene Ontology annotation, molecular function: GTPase activator activity. Gene Ontology annotation, biological process: regulation of small GTPase mediated signal transduction; positive regulation of GTPase activity.